Molecule: messenger RNA, 597 nt
Organism: Exophiala spinifera
Lineage: Eukaryota; Fungi; Ascomycota; Eurotiomycetes; Chaetothyriales; Herpotrichiellaceae
Exons: 1
Coding region: 1-597 (198 amino acids)
Source: RefSeq, a predicted model, not a curated record
AUGGCUUCAGACAGCAAUUGUCUCUGGAUUAUUGCUGCCCCAGAAUCAAAUUUCAACGAAAUUGCAACAGUCAAUGUCUGUAGCCACGAGGUUCCAAUUCCUGCCUAUUGGCGCAUUGUCCAACUGUACACUGAUGGCAAGACAGAAGACGAAAUUGUUCAAGAGGUUAUCCAAUAUACUGGCAUUGAAACUCUCCGGGUAGUCGCCGAAGUCGUAAGCAGCAUUUUGGACAAUCAGCGACGGAUUCUUUCCACAACUACUGCUCAGCCCAGCCGCUUCAGUCUGGCAGUCCGGAAGCCAAAAAAUGUCAGUGCUUAUCGUGCUGCGCGGAUCGAGGCUCGUCAAGACCUUCGCGCCGCAGAAGCGAGACUGCAUGCGGCAAAGAGCCAUGAAAAGCAUCUGCUUACUGACGCUAUGAUCCUUUCACGAGCAAAAGAACAACUAGACCGUGAAGAUGUUGACUUAUGUACACGACAGAGAAGGCUUUCGGCGGUCGAAGAACGAAUGAAACACGUACUGGAAGAGCACAAAGACGUUGAAGCAGAGAUCGAGUAUGCGAAGCGGCUCACGAUUAUUCAUAGGGCUUCACUGGCAUGA